This is a messenger RNA of Annulohypoxylon truncatum, 665 nucleotides long. Its product is annotated as RmlC-like cupin domain-containing protein. NCBI's taxonomy places the organism in Eukaryota, Fungi, Ascomycota, Sordariomycetes, Xylariales, Hypoxylaceae. The record is from RefSeq and is a predicted model, not a curated record. Bases 101 to 649 code for a protein of 182 amino acids. The transcript has a single exon.
UAUACAUUCUGUCAACUUUCUAGUCUGAUCCAACCCACUUUACAAGAUUGUGAUUAUUCUGUGAAAUGACAGACUGACUAAGAAAUACACAACUAUCACCAUGGCCUUAAAGCUAACCCCUACUCCUUUAGCUUCAUUACGCGUUUCUCGUCACUUUAUUCCGGCACACAAUCUUAUACCCAACACCAGCAUCCAAAACAAGCCAUUGUUACAUUAUCAUGAAGUUUUCCCUUCUUCCAGCCUGACCGCAUCUGCCAUAGAGUCGCAUCUCACAGCAGUCGGUGUCGUGGAACCUCAGUGGCGUUAUACCAUGUAUAGCACAACUCACUUUCACUCGACCACUCACGAGGUGCUAUGUAUCAGCCAAGGGGGGGCCAAACUCUGCUUUGGCGGUGAGGGCAACCCGGAAAAGGUGGAGAAGGAGGUCGUGCAAGGCGACGUGUUGAUUGUACCUGCCGGCGUCGGACAUAGGCUUCUCCAGGAUCUCACAGGCCGUUUCGAGAUGGUAGGCUCCUAUCCUAAGGGCUAUAACUGGAAUAUGUGCUACGGGAAAAAGGGCGAAGAGUCCAAAGUGCAGAGUAUUGAAAAGUUGCCGUGGUUUGAGAGGGAUCCAAUUUAUGGUGAUACGGGCCCCGUGCUCGAAAACUAGGUAGGUAAUUGUCAAG